Molecule: messenger RNA, 219 nt
Organism: Iphiclides podalirius (scarce swallowtail)
Lineage: Eukaryota; Metazoa; Arthropoda; Insecta; Lepidoptera; Papilionidae
Source: the annotation of a GenBank genome assembly
AUGCUGAUAUCGGAACGCGAGGCGAACUUCGGUGGAUGGAACCAGUUCCAGGUGAAACGGGAACAGUGCGACAGAAGCGGUGAGCGUAAUCGCAAUCCUGCGCGGAUAUCGAAUCGAUUCUAUCGCGCGGUAAUCGGCGGGAGUGCGCGUGCCAUCUGCGCCCCCCACGCGCGAUGGCGGGCGGCGGACAGCUGCGCGCGCGCCCCGCCGGGGGAUGUC